Messenger RNA from Coregonus clupeaformis (lake whitefish), 855 nucleotides. RefSeq names its product vegetative cell wall protein gp1-like. The transcript has 2 exons. Lineage: Eukaryota; Metazoa; Chordata; Actinopteri; Salmoniformes; Salmonidae. The coding region runs from base 1 to 855 and encodes 284 amino acids. The record is from RefSeq and is a predicted model, not a curated record.
AUGGAACAGCCCAGCGCCCAGACGUUGCCGUGUACCCAGCUUUCAGGAGACGAAGAGAAACAGGACAUCAACCCACAGAGAGCUAGUGUAGGGAAACAGGACAUCAACCCACAGAGAGCUAGUGUAGGGAAACAGGACAUCAACCCACAGAGACCUACUGUAGAGAAACAGGACAUCAACCCACAGAGAGUUACUGUAGGGAAACUGGACAUCAACCCACAGAGACCUACUGUAGAGAAACAGGACAUCAACCCACAGAGACCUACUGUAGGGAAACAGGAUAGCAGCCCUACCCCUGCCCCCACUACCCUUACCCACCCCAGCCCUGCCCGCCCUACCCCUACCCACCCCACCCCAGCCCUACCCCUACCCACCCCAGCCCUGCCCGCCCCUGCCCCUACCCACCCCAGCCCUGCCCGCCCUACCCCUACCCACCCCACCCCAGCCCUACCCCAACCCACCCCAGCCCUACCCCUGCCCUACCAGCCCUGCCCCUACCAGCCCUGCCCCUCCCAGCCCUACCCCUGCCCCUACCAGCCCUGCCCCUACCAGCCCUACCCCUGCCCUACCAGCCCAGCCCCUACCAGCCCUACCCCUGCCCUACCAGCCCAGCCCCUACCGGCCCUACCCCUGCCCUACCAGCCCUGCCCCUACCAGCCCUGCCCCUCCCAGCCCUACCCCUGCCCCUACCAGCCCUGCCCCUACCAGCCCUACCCCUGCCCUACCAGCCCAGCCCCUCCCAGCCCUACCCCUGCCCCUACCAGCCCUGCCCCUACCAGCCCUACCCCUGCCCUAACAGCCCUGCCCCUACCAGCCCUACCCCUGCCCUACCAGCCCUGCCCCUACCAGCCCUAA